This is a messenger RNA of Symbiodinium necroappetens, 201 nucleotides long. The record is from the annotation of a GenBank genome assembly. Lineage: Eukaryota; Dinophyceae; Suessiales; Symbiodiniaceae.
AUGGGUGAAGGUGGCAUCCCCACGGCUGCAGCAUGGGAGACGAUUACUGCCGAGUUGGAGCGGUUCACAUCCCGCACCGGCAGCUCAUUGGAGGAGUUCGCCCUGCAGCGGGCACGCAAAGUGCUGGAGCAGCUGAGGUACCAGACAACAUCAGAUCCAACAGAUGCCCGAGACUUGAAGUCCAAUCAGAAGAUCUGCUGA